This is a messenger RNA of Megalopta genalis, 3021 nucleotides long. RefSeq names its product enoyl-[acyl-carrier-protein] reductase, mitochondrial. Gene Ontology annotation, cellular component: mitochondrion. Gene Ontology annotation, biological process: fatty acid metabolic process. Lineage: Eukaryota; Metazoa; Arthropoda; Insecta; Hymenoptera; Halictidae. The record is from RefSeq and is a predicted model, not a curated record. Gene Ontology annotation, molecular function: oxidoreductase activity.
AACAACUACUGACUAACUGACUUGACUGUAACCACUGUAACUGUAACCAUUUUAGGUUAUCAAACUCUUGGCAGAGUAUUCUUAUUGUAGGAAAACGCUAGAUACAUAAACAUUUUUUCCUACUGCGAGAAAUUUGAUCGUUUACAAAUAUUUUUAAUAUUUUAUAAAUUAAAUGGAACGUAUCGAGUAACAUUGUCACUUUUGCUCACAAGAAUGUAGUAUAUCCUAAUACAUACGUUUAUCGAAUCUGAAAUCGAAUUUUUAAAUAUUUCCUUUUAUAUAAUAUUGUUGAUCUUAUAAUAAGAACUCAGUAAACUAUUCAUCUUUCGAUAAUUAGUAUAAAAAUUUCAAAACAUAUGUUAAACCUCAAAAUGGUUAUUUAUUUAAGACAAUCAAUUUUGCCGAUUUCACGAACGAUUAAAACAAACUUUACAUUAAUUCGUGGAAUGAGCACGGAUUUGAAAAUAGAUUCUGUAAAAUCCUUACUUUACAAAGAAUAUGGGGAUCCUGCAGCUGUUUUACAUAUAACAACACAAACUAUUAAUCAACCAAAAAAUAAUGAGGUUUCUGUGAAAUGGUUAUUAGCACCUGUUAACCCAGCAGAUAUUAACACAAUACAAGGUAAAUAUCCAAGCAAACCAUCUUUACCAGCUACUCCAGGAAAUGAAGGAGUUGGCGAAGUAAUAGCUGUUGGACCCAAUGUUAAGGAUCUAACUGUCGGUGACAGAAUUAUUCCAAAUGAUGCAAAUCUGGGGACAUGGAGAACACAUGCAACUUAUAAUUCAGGAGAACUCAUGAAGGUUCCAAAAGAUGUUGGAACAAUAGAAGCCAGUAUGUUGAAUGUUAAUCCUUGUACUGCAUAUAGAAUGUUGAAAGACUUUGUAUCAUUGAAAGCAGGGGAUACUGUGAUUCAAAAUGGUGGAAAUUCUGCGGUAGGACUGAUGGUCAUACAAUUAUGUAAAAUAUGGAAUUAUAAAUCCGUUAGUGUUAUCAGAGACAGACCAAAUUUAGAAGAACUAAAGAAUUAUUUAACUAGUUUAGGUGCAGACGAAAUAUUAACUGAAUCCGAUAUAAGAAAUACUCAAAUCUUUAAAAGCAAGAAGUUAACAUCUCCAAAAUUGGCUCUCAAUUGUGUAUGCGGACAAAAUGCAUUGGAUGUUAUGAGGCAUUUAGCACCUGGAGGUGUUAUGGUAACCUAUGGUGGCAUGUCCAGGGAACCUGUAACAGUUCCAACUUCUGCACUUAUUUUUAAGGAUAUAAGUUUAAAAGGGUUCUGGAUGACAGCAUGGACAAAAAAUAAUAAAAGUUCCAAAGAACGUUUAGAUAUGUUUAGUGAAAUAGGAAAAUUAUUCCAAGAGAAAAAGCUUAAAGCUCCACCACAUAAGUUAGUCCCAUUUUGUCAGUUCCAAGAAGCUGUUGUAAAUGCACUUAAUGUUGAUGGUCGAACUGGAGUAAAGUAUAUUUUGGAUAUGACCAAACUUUAAACUAAUUAUUUUACGUAGAAAAUAAAAGUAUUCUACUCUAUGAAAAAGCUGCAUUUUAGAAAGGUUUAGAAUUUAUGUGAGUAGUAUAAAUACUACACUAUUUUAAUGUUAAGUAAAGAAACAUUUAUUUGUACAGAAAAAUGAUUGUAUACAAUUAUAGAUAAAAUGUGCAUAAAAAUUUGGUGCUUUUAUUACAUAACUUAAAAUUAUAUUGCAAAAAAUUAUUCUGCUUUUUCUAGCAUAUCUAAUAUUAACAUUUGAUUUUCUAAGUCAUUAAGCUUGUCUUCAGAAAAGUCUGCACGUACAUUAUCAAGUUUUGUUUUAUAAUCUUCAUUAAAUACUGUUUUUUGACUUUUGAUAUCAACUCUAUCACUUGUGUCUGCUUCUUUUGAGUCGGAACUAUCUUUUCCAAUAUUUUCACUGUCAUGAACAUCGUUUGAAAAUAAAUUCAAAGUAAAAGGUCUUGUAUAUGAAGCUUCUUCAGUCCCUAAUUGAAUGGCUAACAUUCCAAGUUCUGCUUUUGCACCACAAUUUUGUAUAUCUUCAUUUUCUCCCUUUCUUGUUAGCUUCAACAUUUCAUUAGUCAUUGCAUACCUAUAUCAUAUUUAUUAAGUACGUAUUUGUUUCAUCGACUGAAUGUUUCUUCUUCUUUGUUACUUACAUAUUUUUACCCAGUAUAGUACCACGUUCACCAUAAAGAUUAAACGACCCAUCACAGGAGCUUUUGCGAUGCAUGUCACGUAACUUCAUGUCGAAAAAGGUACUUCUGUUCUCUUCAUAUUUUUCAUCGUAUUUUCGUGACGUUAUGUUAAAACUACCAUCAUCAUUUUGCAAUCCAAACCUAAGAAGAAGAGAAACCCUUACGCAAUAUGUCUCUAAUUCUUUCAAACAGUUAUGUCUAAUAUUCCACACUUCAUCACAAGUUAAAUCCUCGUAUAUCUAUGCAACAAAUAAUGGGCAUUUAAUAAAAAUGAAGUUAGUAUAAACGAAUUAUUAGUUAGUAUAAACAAUCUGCCUACGUCAAUAACCAUCUGGUGCAGCAUUCCGAGGCAUCUUUGUGCAGUCGGAUGACUGACCAUAUCUCGCAUUGCAUCUGUGUGAUUUAAUGUUAAAAGAAUAACUUCCUUAGGGCCAGUAGCUGCAGUUAACUGAUAUUUCACCAUCAUGAUCAUGAGAUCAAAUAAUUUGUCCAUACUACUUGCAUCGAGUUUAACAAUAGAUGACAAUACAACAGCCUCUAAAGUUGAUCUUAAAGCAGUCAUUCCACUCGUAGAUUCUUCCUCGAAUAUACAAGACAGUAUUUUAGGACUAAGUAAAGCAGUUGUUACACCUUCCAGCACUGAAAACAAAGCAGUAUUUUCGCUAAGUAGAUUUUUAGUUUAUAAUAGUAAGAUAAAGCUAUUCUAUAAUGUAAAUCAAUAUUUCAGUAUGUAAAUAGUAAUAGUAAAUGCUAUAAGUUUUUCACCUGUAAACUAUGAAAGAUAAAUUUAUUACAAAUGAUCAGUAAACUUGCCUUGUAUAGAUUUUUCAACACUGA